Molecule: messenger RNA, 472 nt
Organism: Lucilia sericata (common green bottle fly)
Lineage: Eukaryota; Metazoa; Arthropoda; Insecta; Diptera; Calliphoridae
Product: protein midgut expression 1-like
Exons: 2
Coding region: 168-425 (85 amino acids)
Source: RefSeq, a predicted model, not a curated record
UGGCUAAAACUCCCUAAACAAUGAGUGGGUCUCUAGCAUAAAGCUUUAGUUAUAUAUUAACGUUUAGCAGUGGAACAUAUACGCGUAACAGUUUUUUCCUAACAAGUUGAGAAAAUUUUAAUUAUUUGAAAUAUUUUUUUGGAAUUCGAUUAAUUAAUUAAAGCAAAAUGUGUAAUUGUUUGUUGGAAGUUCUUAAGUGUCCUGGCAAAGUUGUAUGCUGUUGCUGUGAUUGUGCCUGUAAAAUGCUUUGCAGUUUGAUUUGUUCCGCUGUAGUUCUAUUGGUAAUUAUCGGUUUAAUUGUUUACUUCACGGUCUACUAUCACAAGGAUAGUGGCAGUACUGAGGAAGUGAAGAAAAUGACGGAAAGAGUUAUUAGAGAAGCGGCACCACAAAAUUUCCGUGAUUUCUUUAAGACUAUUAAUUAAUGUUUUUAAUUUAGUGAAAAUAAACAUUUUUUUUUUUAAUUACUUAA